GUAGCAAAGGACAGCUUGUGCACAGAUAAGAAGAGGUUCUGCAUUGUUACUCAACUAGCUUCUGACCACAAUUCCAUUCUGCUGCCUACCCAGGGGAAGACUGACCAUUUGAGCACUCGGGCACUGCCCGAGGGCCCAGGGUCAGUAGGGGGCCCCAAGAAAUUCCCCUGGUACCUUUUUUAUAGGCUUUUUUGAGUUGGGGGCAAGGACACAGGGGCCCCAUGAUCCCCUAUUGCCCGGGGGCCCCAUGAGUUGUCAGUCCGCCCCUGCUCACAACUCCCUUCAUGUUGUUUCAGAGACAGGACUUCUGCAACUGCACCUCUAGUUUGUGU
Messenger RNA from Staurois parvus, 332 nucleotides. NCBI's taxonomy places the organism in Eukaryota, Metazoa, Chordata, Amphibia, Anura, Ranidae. The record is from the annotation of a GenBank genome assembly.